GGCAGUCCUACAGGGCUGCUGGAGCACAAACAGCCCAGCUGCAGUGCCACGCUCAGGGGAGUUAAGGAGCUCCGAUAUCCUGUAGGAAAUCUACUGGUACAGAUCAUACCUGCUCUCAUGGACAUCAUCUCUAUCUGAAAGCAAAAGUAAGACCAGUUUUUAAAUCAGUAUUGAUUAGCUGGGAGCUGCAUGGCAAAUUACUGCCUCAUACUUCAGUUAUUGAACAUUGCCCAGUUUACACUGAGCUCUGAUUCUCGAUCCAGGAGAAUGAGUCCAAAUACUUGCUGGCUUUGCAAGACAUUCAGAGCAGAAGAAAAUGGGAUCAUUUCUAAGGUAUCUUUGGAUGAAGUACUACAGUGGUCCCAGUCUUUUGAAAAAUUGAUAAGGAGUAAACAUGGACCUAUGAUCUACAAGACCUACUUGAAGACAGAGCACAGUGAUGAAAACAUAGAAUUCUGGCUUGCUUGUGAAGCUUAUAAGAAGAUCACAUCACAAAGAAAAAGGAUUUACGUGGCCAGGAAACUUUUUACAAGUUACAUUCAACCCCAGGCUCCAAAAGAGAUUAACAUUGACAGCCCAGUGAAGAAAUCAAUUAUCAGGAACCUACAAGAACCAACGCAGUCCUGUUUUGAUGAAGCACAACGAGUAGUUUACAUGCAUAUGGAAAGAGAUUCCUACCCUCGAUUUCUUGAGUCAAAGUUCUAUCAACAGCUCAAAUACAGACUCCGAACUGACAACAAUAUUCCAUCAGUACGUUAAAGACAAGGGCUGAAAACUUGCUCCUCUAGCCACAGUUUCUAAGACUUAAAGUAAACAAACAAACAAAAAUCACAGUAGAUUAGUAUUAAUAAUCAUCUGUUAUACUGUUCUGCUGAUGUUAGAAUUGAUGAAAAACUACUUUCCCCUCUUUCUUUUCCCAUGGAAGGGUUCUGGUUUGGGCUUUCCCCCAUCUCCUCCUCUCACCAGAACCCUGAAGUCCAGUGAAAAAUAAAGUUCAUAGAUCUUCAGUCCAAAAGA
Gallus gallus (chicken) is the source of this 1017-nucleotide messenger RNA. RefSeq names its product regulator of G-protein signaling 13 (gene RGS13). Bases 190 to 759 code for a protein of 189 amino acids. The record is from RefSeq and is a predicted model, not a curated record. The transcript is spliced from 6 exons. Lineage: Eukaryota; Metazoa; Chordata; Aves; Galliformes; Phasianidae.